This is a messenger RNA of Scylla paramamosain (green mud crab), 2721 nucleotides long. RefSeq names its product midnolin homolog. The record is from RefSeq and is a predicted model, not a curated record. The transcript has 5 exons. The annotation marks the transcript as partial. Lineage: Eukaryota; Metazoa; Arthropoda; Malacostraca; Decapoda; Portunidae. Gene Ontology annotation, cellular component: nucleus.
GUGAGUUGUGCUGACGUUAUUCCUUUCCCUUGUGUUGGAGAAUAUACUAACUAUUUUUUCUCUUUGCAGACCCAGAGGCCAGAGCAGAGUGUGAUGCAAGCCCUGGAAAGCUUAAAUGAUGUACAGGUGAAUGACUUCUUGACGGGGAAAGCGCCACUCAACCUCACCAUGCGUCUGGGUGACCACAUGAUGCUGAUCCAACUCCAGCUGUCCACCGUGUCUCCCAGCGGCUCUCGGAGGACCCGCCUGCAGCCCUCCCACUCCCACAGCCACCACGACCACCAUGGGCUGGGAGGGAGCCGCUCCUCCAGCCACAGCCACCCCCUGACCCCACCAUAUACCCCCCACACCACCACCUGCUCUGGCUACUCCCCUGCUCACACUGCCAACCUGUCCAGCCAGACCUCAUCCCUCCCCGCCACCGCCAUGACCAUGAACACGAGUCACGCCACUGCCGCUGCCGCCACUCCCUCCCUCUCUGCGGCCUCCAACACCACCUCCACCAGGGCCGCCUCCCCGUCCUCCCCGUCGUCUUCGUCCUCCACCUCCUCGUCUCCCUCGUACGCAUCUGCCACACUCCACCACCAGCACAACCUCCUCCACCAUCACCACCACCACCAUCACCAUCACCAUCACCACCAUCACAGUAUGGGGUGCAGCAGCUCUCCUUCCUCCCCUCCGUCACCCUACCUGGCCACACCCCCACAUCACCACCACCACCAUCACCACCACCAUCACCACCGGCCACCUGCAGGCUCUCCCUCCACCCCCAGCAGCCCCACCUCCUCAGCCUCCUCUACCUCCAGCGGGUCAAAUACCAGCUCACCAACGGGCCUGGGGUAUGACGACCUGCCCAUCCGAGGCUGCCCACACCGGGGGGAGGACACUGACCCACGGGCCUCCCUAGACACCAAGGCACUGGCUGAAGCCUCACGCAACCUUACGCAAACUCUGAAGCAGCUGUCCUCUGAAGUCCUCACCUCCAAGCCAGACCAGAAGGAGGAUAUGAUUACUCCCCCUGAAGUGACAACUGCCUCACUGGGAACGCUGGGCAGCAACAACAACAACAGUAGCAACAGCAGCAGCAGCAGCAGCAACAACAGCAGCAGCACCAGCAGCAGCACCACCAGCAGCAGCAGCAGCAGCAGCAACACCACCAGCAGCACCAACAGCAGCAGCAGCAGCAGUAGCUCUAGUACUAGUAAUGUUAGCAAUAGUAACAGUUGUAGUAAUAGUACCAGUUCUAUCAGUGGCACUAGCAGUAGCAAUAACAGCAGCAGCAUCACCACCAACAAUAGCAACAGCAAUAGCAGCAGCAGCAGCAGCAGCAGCUCCAGCAGCAGCAGUACCAGCAGCAUCAGCACUAGCAGCAGCUCUAACAGCAGCAGCAGUAGUGCCAGUGCCAGCAGCCCCAGUGCUGGACCCAAGAAGCAGGGAGCCAUCAUAGAGAGCAUGCACCACCACGGAAAAGGCGUGUACUCAGGCACUUUCUCAGGGACUCUAAACCCAGCACUGCAAGACAGGCAAGGGCGACCAAAACGGGACAUCUCCACCAUCAUUCACAUCCUUAACGACCUGCUGUGCGCCACACCUCAGUACAGACGUCACUCCACCAAUAUCACCCUCAGCACCUCAUCGCCCACCACCAGCCAGGGAAAGACCAGCUCUGGCUCAUCUGGGGCAGGCCUGCAGCAGGUCAACGUUGCCUCGGCCACGGCUGCCCUUCAGCCUCAGGACAACCUGGCUGAGUCUGCUGGAAGAAAGAACACCGGCACCACUCAAACAGCUGAACAAGAUUCAGGCGAUGAGAACCAGGCAAUGCGGACCAAAGUGGAACAGCUGCGCCUCAUCAUGGAGCAGAGACGUGCGCGGCGCAAGGCUCGUCGUGAUGCCCGUGCCCGGCCUUACCCCACCACCCCCAGCUCCUGGACCAGCGACACCACAGUUCCCACUGUUGUCACCACCAGCAGCACCACCGCCAGUGCCACCCAGGCCAUGGACGUGGACAGUGGCACGGCAGAGGGUGCGGAUCCCACGGCACUGUGUGAACUGAACUCGGAGACCGUGGUGGCUUAAUGCUGGCCCACUGCUAGAGGAAUGUUAAGGCUUUGUUAAGGGAGGCAGUGGCGUGCUGUGCUGAGCUGGCCGCGUUGUAGUGGCUGUAGUGGUAAGUGGUGAGGAGUGUUCUUUGCACAACUGCCUGUUACCCUGGGUACUGACUUGGCCAAAACCUUGAAGUCCCAUUUACAACAGGCUUAGGGUUUGGCAAGUAAUAAAGGGAAUGCAAGCUGUUUCAUCUGUGAUUUAGGGGUGAAUGUGUUGCAGUUGACUUGCAGUGCAGUGUUGGUUGAUGUUGUGCUUCCACAGUUGGAAAAGUGACGAGUUUCAGGCAAAUCAUGCAAGAGUUAGGUAUACAUGCUUAGUUAAAACCGUCUUGUAAUGUGACAUUAAAUGUCUGUAGAGAAUUUCACAUGUGGAAUUGAUCACCAAACAAACCUGGUAUAAAGAUAGAGUUGUAGCAGUUUGCACAAGACGUUUGAGAAACCCUUAAUUCAUCAUUGUAGUGCCCUGAGACUUAGCCUGGCACCUGCCUGUGGCCAGCAGGGACAUGGUCCACAUGGGUGUUUGAUGGAAUUCAGGACUUGUAUCAGGUGGCCUUGAGAUUCAAGUGAUUUUGAGACCCUCAAGUGAUCAUUCAGUUGCAUGUCAACUUGAAACUGA